AUGUCGCAGAUAUUCUCAAUAUGGGUGGUCCCAUUCCACGUCUCUCCAGUCAGACUCACCACGGUCAUCAACCUUACCACGGAUUCAGGAGUCCAGAAGCCGUCAAUGGUGAACGGGAAUCAUACUCUCUACUACAUCACCAAGCAAGAAGAUCUUUACCAGGUGUCAGAGUGGAUCAAGUUUCUGGUUCCCCAUGUUGGGCAUCUCUUUGUUCUUGCUUUUCAAUCAUUUGCGACUCUCUUCUGUCUGCUUGGUGUUGUCAUCUUGUAUCCUAUCAUGUGGCUGGAGGAGAGACGUGUUAUUCCUUACAAGAUAUUGCGUAAGGGAAACCUUGUGUACAAUAUUGAGAGGAAGAUACCAGAGAUUAAGAAAGAAUGA
Molecule: messenger RNA, 378 nt
Organism: Aspergillus fumigatus Af293
Lineage: Eukaryota; Fungi; Ascomycota; Eurotiomycetes; Eurotiales; Aspergillaceae
Source: RefSeq, a predicted model, not a curated record